UUCUAUGUUCAAGCCUCGUUGGCAUCUGGGAUGCAGUCCGCUCCUCCGGCUAUUGCCCCGGCACCAGUGCCACAGACGAGCACAAGUACGGUGUCGGCGCUGCACCAGCCUCUCCAACACCACCUCGCUCCACAGCCUCUCACUCACCCUGGAGUGUCACCAUCUCCUAUGCCACAGUUCUCUCCGCAGGUACAAGUAAUUCAGAGUGGAAUACCAGGUGGCCCCUAUCUCCAACAACUGUACCAAAAUGCCCAGGGUCAACUGAUCGUGCCUAGUAAUCUCACCCUUCAGACGGCUACAGGCAUGAAUACAACGCCUAUACAACCAAAUACUCUGAAUGGACUCAAUCAGCCGCUUCAGGUAAACCAAAUGUCGUUUCAGGUAAUUGCAGCUGGGAAGCCAUUCCAAGGUCAACUUGCCCCCCACAUGUUGACAGCCACCACAGGGAAGGCUGGAGUACUGCAGGCUGGCGGUCAAGGUUACUCUCCUGCGGCCAUCCCAACCACAGGUAGUCAGACAUUGGUGAUCGGUCAGCUGCCCGUGGGAGUCAUCAGCAGCCAGCAGCACAACAUACUUCCCGCACACUCCACUACACACAAGCCCGGAGAUAUGCAGAAGCAAGGCAUCACGUGGGCGACCCCUGGGACUCUGCACUCUCCGGCUCUUCUGGCUGCUCAGAAUCAGCCAAUUUUCAUCAGAGGUGCUCAACCGGGCCAAGAAAGUGUUUUUAUUUCCAACACUCAGCCACAAACUAUGCAUGCACCUAAUUCUAUGAUGCCGCCAUUGGGAUCGAUGCAGCACGGCACUCAGACUCCCAAGCAACGAGCUGGAAUGGAGAUGCCUGCCAACAUCCAGCCCAAGGCACCCAAUAUGCGUCCACCUAUCCUGCCCUCCAAUCCUACACAGAUUCGUCCAGGUUCUUCAGUGUCGACUCAAACAGCUGGUCAGCAGCUUGCCCCUGGACCUAUGACGGCACCCAGAACACAGAAUAAGGUGCGUGGAAAGAGUGGUGCCAACCGAGCAUCUCCGGCCAUGAGUAAUGCUUCUCAGAUGACCAAUGCGCAAGUGUCCCACGCCGCUAAUGCUAAUGCCAUGGCUGCAAAUGCUGCUGCUGCUGCUGCUGCUGCCAAUGCUAGCACGCAGGUGAUGCAGCAGACAGCUGGAUCUCCAGCACCCAUGGCGGCUUCACCAACUGUCUCGGCCGCCAAUAAAGUUAUAGCUCAGGGUGCUCAGAUGCAAGCUAUUACUAGUAUGGCUCAAACUAAACCUGGAGUUCCAAUGACCCCUCCGACAGCACCUCUACCCCCAGCAGGGCAGCCGCCUCCUGGCUUGCCCCAGCUGGUCAGAGCUCCCGGAUCGAAAAACCAGCAAUCAAGUGUGAAUAUUCCUCAAGUGUCGGUGGCCCCCUCCCCACCCACGUUAAUAUCUAGUGUAUCUCUACAAGCCCAGUCUCAUGUACAGACUAUGACUAGUCAAGCUUCUAUAAACUCCCAAGCCACUACAACAUUUUCUAUGCAACAGCAUCAUCAACAGCAACAGCAGCAGCAGCAGCAACAACUACAGCAGCAACUACAGCAGCAGCAGCAGCAACAACAGCAGCAGCAGCAACAGCAGCAGCAACAACAUCAACAACAUCAACAACAACAGCAUCAACAACAACAGCAACAGCAGCAGCAACAACAACAACAGCAGCAGCAACAACAGCAGCAGCAACAGCAGCAGCAGCAGCAGCAACAGCAACAACAGCAGCAACAACUCCAUCACCAACAACAACAAAUAAUAUGUCCAGUGUCUCAGGCUAUGACCUCCCUGCAGCCUCCAACACUGGCGCCAGCAAUAUCACCAAUGUCUUCAACACCUCCAACUCUCCAACCCAAGACAGAGACUAAAAUGGAAACCAUCACAACAACAAAGAAAGUAAACACCAUAUCUUCUCUUACGAAUGAAAACGGUACAGGCAAAAAAGUUAAUGCAGUGACGUGCAUGCCAUCUUCAAUACCAGGGAGCGCAACACACAUGACACAAGCUGUAACGCAACAGGUGCAAGCGCCAACGUUAAACGGCACAGCUUCCAGUGAAAGCGGAGAAGUUCACGACAAAGCUCCACAAGCAACAGUCAAUGGAACAGCGCAUCUCGUUGCACCCAUGCCACCCAGCAGCGGCCCACCUAAGGCAAUGGUCAAGCCGCAGGUCCUCACACAUGUAAUUGAAGGAUUUGUUAUUCAUGAAGCUUCUGAGCCAUUCCCUGUGAGUCGAUCAUCUUUGCUAACUGAGAUCUCGAAGCCUCGGCCUCCCAACUACACCAACACUACUAUCCCAGUGGCUGCCGUCACCUCCUCCUCGGCGCAGGCACCCAUAGGAGGACAAGCCGAGAAAGAGAACCUGCCCGAUGAUGAGGCUGCCAGAAAGAAGACGUGUGAACAGACCUCAACCUCACCUAAAGGAGACACAGCCAAGUGUGAGUUUUGUGGAAAAACUGACUUGCGCUCCAAAUUCAAAAGAUCCAAGAGGUUCUGCAGUACAGCUUGUGCUAAAAGGUACAAUGUUGGGUGUUCAAAAAGAAUUGGUCUCUUCAAAAAUCCCGAGGAAUGCCCUAGUAAACGAGCACGGGAAGAUGGUGGAAUGGAGGAGGCCGAUGCUGCACCCCCAUUGGUGCCAAUUGAGCCUCAGGGAACAGAGCCAGUAGGAAUGGAAGUCGACGAGACAGUUGUCGAGGGCGAUGGAACAACUGUAGAAUCUCCUUCCAAAACUCAGAGAGUUGACAUUCUCAAGUGGACGGUUAAGGAUGUAGUCGACUUCAUACAAAAUCUUCCGGGCUGUAAAGAAUAUGCAGAAGACUUUGCCCUUCAAGAGAUAGAUGGGCAGGCAUUAAUGCUUCUAAAAGCUGACCACCUCAUGUCAGCCAUGUCCAUGAAACUUGGACCUGCUUUGAAGAUCUGUGCUAAGAUUGAGUCAAUGAGAGGUGACAGAAAAGAAACCUAAUGAGUACAAAACUUAAAUAAUGGAUUAAGAUGUUUUUAGAAGAGCAAGACAAAUGUGAUGACUUAAAUUAUAUUCUCAUAUUAUAUUUAAAUUGUUUUAUAUGUAUAUCAUCUAAGCUUUGCUCUUUUAUCAGAACCACUUCCAUUCAUCUUUACUGGAGCGGUUUCCUUUCAUUGAGUCAAAUAUUAUAUAUUGUAAAUAAAAGCUAGUACUUAAGAAGAGAAAGUACAGACAUAUUUUAUUUUACAGUAAUAUCCUGACUGUGACAAAUGUGCACUGCCGAAUGUAGGGUUAAGGGAUUUUUUCACCAUUUU
Messenger RNA from Procambarus clarkii (red swamp crayfish), 3296 nucleotides. The record is from RefSeq and is a predicted model, not a curated record. Lineage: Eukaryota; Metazoa; Arthropoda; Malacostraca; Decapoda; Cambaridae.